Patiria miniata (bat star) is the source of this 1698-nucleotide messenger RNA. Its product is annotated as sulfotransferase 1A1-like. NCBI's taxonomy places the organism in Eukaryota, Metazoa, Echinodermata, Asteroidea, Valvatida, Asterinidae. Gene Ontology annotation, molecular function: sulfotransferase activity. The transcript has 6 exons. The coding region runs from base 8 to 853 and encodes 281 amino acids. The record is from RefSeq and is a predicted model, not a curated record. Gene Ontology annotation, cellular component: cytoplasm. Gene Ontology annotation, biological process: sulfation.
CCCAGGGAUGGACCGAGUUGUAGCUGAGCUCAGGGACUUUGAGGUUAGAGAAGAUGAUGUGUGGGUGGUGACCUAUCCAAAGGCAGGUACAACCUGGGCACAGGAAAUCAUGUCUUGCGUGAUGCAUGAUGGGGAUUUGGAGGCCGUCAACAAGAGGCACACUUCUUUCCGUGUCUCCUUUCUUGAGCUGAGUUUGUCUGAGUUGGUACGUAAGGUCAAAAACGUUCCUGAGACCCACCGACUUGCUGCAAAGAUCCCAUCAACUCGAGUUCUCAAGUCCCAUCUCCCGGGCCCCUUACUGCCUCCUCAGAUAUGGCAGAAGAAACCUAAGAUUGUCUACGUCCUGCGAAACCCCAAAGAUGUGGUAGUGUCCUACUUCCACUUCCGGAAGUUGGUUGUGCCGACUAAGGCAAUGCAGGCUGAAACGUUUGACGAGUUUCUUCAGAAAAUGUUCACGGGCAAAGGCGUGUCCUUUGGACUUUGGUGGAAACAUUACCUGUACUUCUGGGAGAAGAGACACGAGGAGAACAUUCUUAUACUUCGAUUCGAAGACAUGAAACGGGAUCUCCGGGGUAACGUGGAGAAGAUCAGCCGUUUUCUGGGCAAGGAUUUUCCCGCAGAGACGCUGAAUGCAAUCACGGAACACUGCACCUUCGCUAACAUGAAGACAAACCUCAUGGCCAACAACAACGCCGUGUUUGAGAAGCGGGAAAUACCAGAAGGAAUGUCAUUCAUGAGAAAGGGUAAAGUGGGGGACUGGAAAUCUCAUUUCACCGUGGCCCAGAACGAGGCCAUGGACGCCGAGAUCAAAGAGAGGCUCAAAGGUUCAGGAUUGACGUUUGAGUAUGAUUAGCCAAUCAGGACAUCAGUUAUAAUCGAUUAGUUUGUAUUCAGAUUAUCGGUUUCUGAUUCUUGAGAUCUUGGAAUUACAGCAUGCGUACUAUAUUUGGUAGUUUUUAUUUUUUUUUAGCAGUGUGAAGUUUUGAUUAAAGGAACGAGGCUCCACUUAUUUACAUAAGUUACAAUACUUAAACAAUUAUUAGUUACAGUGUUCACAAUAAGUGUUUAAAGGAAGAAAAUAUAUGUUAAUGAUUGUUCUUUAUGUAGCAGAACCCAUGAAAUUAUUCGAGCUUCGGCCGAAAUUGAAAAUAUGGUCGCCUUUCCUUUCGUUUUUGGCCUAAAUGAAAAAAAGUCAAGAAAAACAGAGGGGAUUCAAGUUAAUGACAUGUGAUCGAUGACAUGUGAUUAAUGACAUGUUAAUGAGAUGGGUUCUAAACAUAUUGGACCAGAGUGACGCUUGCUCCCUUCACUCUGAUUCGAUCCCGUAAUGGGAAGUGACGGAUUUACAUCGUGUACUUGGUGAUUUUAUUUCCAACGUGUACUACGUGUUUUCAUCGUGAAAUAGUACCUCCAUUCCUCCUCAACAAACCCCCUUUCCAUUUUGCUUAUUUUCAUAUUCAGUACUGCAAUUAGGCAUGAUUUUUUUGAUGGUCAAAAUUAUGACAAGACAACUCUGAGCAAAUAUUACGUGUUUGUCGAUCUCUGAACACCUAAAUCAAACUCUUAUUUAAAGGCAUGGCCAGGCACCUGUGUAUUCCGAAAUCCAACAUGCAAAUGGUCCAGUGCCAGGGUGAGAGAGCAGCUGGUGGACACGUACUGCUUAACCCAUUUGGGAACGAGGAGGGCAUUGCUAGCUGU